Argentina anserina (silverweed cinquefoil) is the source of this 1043-nucleotide messenger RNA. RefSeq lists its product as uncharacterized. The transcript is spliced from 9 exons. NCBI's taxonomy places the organism in Eukaryota, Viridiplantae, Streptophyta, Magnoliopsida, Rosales, Rosaceae. Gene Ontology annotation, biological process: U4 snRNA 3'-end processing; exonucleolytic trimming to generate mature 3'-end of 5.8S rRNA from tricistronic rRNA transcript (SSU-rRNA, 5.8S rRNA, LSU-rRNA); CUT catabolic process. Gene Ontology annotation, molecular function: RNA binding. The coding region runs from base 103 to 954 and encodes 283 amino acids. Gene Ontology annotation, cellular component: nuclear exosome (RNase complex); cytoplasmic exosome (RNase complex). The record is from RefSeq and is a predicted model, not a curated record.
CUUUCCUCUCCGCCUGUCUUUCACUCUUCUUAGCUCUCACUUCGACGGCUCCGUUCACACCCCAAUUGCCGAUCACUAAAGAAACCCAGUUACGCUACUUCAAUGUCCGACUCAGCGCCGGCGAGCUUCGUAGACCAAUUCGUCGUUCCGGGAGAUGUGGUCCUUGACCUGACUAACAUGGCGAACCAGACCAUCAAACUCGGCGGCGGUCUCCGGCAAGACUGCGAUGCAAUAACGGCGAUGAAGGCCGGGACAUUGAAGUUCUCAAAGCCCAACAAGUACUGGGUCGAGACGUCGCAGAAACGGUAUGUGCCUUGUGUGGAGGAUUCUGUGCUUGGAAUCGUGGUGGACUCCAGAGCAGAUAAAUUUCUGGUGGACAUUGGAGGGCCUUCAUUGUCGUUUUUGCCUGUGCUUGCUUUCGAAGGAGGAACACGGAGGAACAUACCAAAGUUUGAGGUAGGUACAUUGCUUUAUGUUAGGAUCGUAAAAGCAAACCCUUGCAUGAAUCCUGAGUUGUCAUGCACCGAUGCCAGUGGAAAAGCAGCAGAAUAUGGUCCCCUUAAAGAUGGCUACAUGUUCGAAUGCUCAACUGGCCUUGCAAGAAUGCUUCUGAGUUCACCAAUACUUCCAGUUCUUGCAGUACUUGGGAAGAACAUCUCCUUUCAAAUAGCAAUCGGUUUAAAUGGCCGUGUUUGGGUGAACGCUACUGAAGCAGAUAAGGUGAUCAUUGUUGCUAAUGCAAUUAUGAACUCGGAGAACCUUAGUGGGGUACAGCAGAUUGCAAUGCAUGACAAGUCCAGAAGUGCAAGCUGUAAAGCAAUCAAACUCGCACAUCUGUUUGAUACAAGAGAUUUUCAGAUUUUGUUUCGAACGGGUUGUGACGCCAGAGGUUUGGAAGAUUGCAAUCGAGAGUGUACAUCAGCCGUUCAAGUCCCAUCAACCCUUAACCGGUAGGGAUGUCACAACCCAGAUGUUAUUCGAGUGUUGUUAUUUAGCUUUAGUGUUUAGAAGCAUAUUUUUAUAUAAGUGGGAGAUUUCAUCAU